AUGCCCACCCCAUUCACCUAUCACGCCAAAGCGCAGUCCACCUUCAAGCCGCCUCUCAUUGCUAACGAGAAUGCGUAUCUGGGCGAUGUCUUCUCAAGUGACAAGAACAAUGCCGACAAACCCAUCUCCUGCGGCUUCUAUCGUCUAGAAAAAGGCACUCCGCUCAUCUACGAGUAUCACUACGACGAGAUGAAGAUCAUCGUCGAAGGCCAAUUCGAGAUCUCGGAUGAGACCGGCCAAACAGUCACGGCCGGGCCCGGGGAUGUGUUCUAUUUCCCCAAGGGAUCCAAGAUUACUUUUACGACGGAAGACUAUGGGCUGGCGUUCUACACCGGACAGCGCGCCGAGGGCCAGGCGUGA
Penicillium lagena is the source of this 360-nucleotide messenger RNA. Its product is annotated as cupin domain-containing protein. The transcript is spliced from 3 exons. The coding region runs from base 1 to 360 and encodes 119 amino acids. Lineage: Eukaryota; Fungi; Ascomycota; Eurotiomycetes; Eurotiales; Aspergillaceae. The record is from RefSeq and is a predicted model, not a curated record.